This is a messenger RNA of Arabidopsis thaliana (thale cress), 651 nucleotides long. RefSeq names its product DNA-binding family protein. Bases 1 to 651 code for a protein of 216 amino acids. The transcript has 5 exons. The record is from RefSeq and is marked reviewed. Lineage: Eukaryota; Viridiplantae; Streptophyta; Magnoliopsida; Brassicales; Brassicaceae. Gene Ontology annotation, cellular component: nucleus. Gene Ontology annotation, molecular function: minor groove of adenine-thymine-rich DNA binding.
AUGGCUCCAAUGUAUUAUAAACGGCUUAACCGCCUAAAAUCGCCUACGAUCCGAUUCAGCGUCGCGCUUUCGAAAACUGGGCAAUGUUUUACUCCACACAUUGUUAAUAUAACUCCUGGUGAGGAUGUGGCGGAGAAGAUUGUUCUUUUCACUCAGCAAAGCAAGCAUCAGUUAUGUGUUCUUUCUGCAUCUGGCUCCAUCUCUAAUGCAUCCUUGUCUCACCUUGCAUCAGGAACCAGUCACGGGGGUAAAACUGGUGGCCUUAGCGUUUGUUUAUCUAAUUCAGAUGGUCAGAUCUUUGGUGGAGGAGUUGGGGGACUCCUAAAGGCUGCUGGUCCAGUCCAGGUGGUUCUUGGCACGUUUCAGCUAGAGAAAAAGAAGGAUGGAAGAAAUGGUGCGAAAGGAGAUGAUGCUUCGGGAAGUAGAAACAUGUUACCUUCUCCUUCUGGUACAGAAUCUUUGUUGGGCUACCAUCCCGAUAUGGAAUCUUCCGGAAGAAAUCCAAACGAUGAGCAUCAUACUAUUACUAGUAGUGCAUUGGGUGGUGGAGCUCAUUUCAUGAUGAAACCACCUCAGGGCAUGCACAUGACACAUGCCCGACCUUCUGAAUGGGGCGGUACUGGGUAUGAUUUGUCAGGUAAAAGUAGCUAA